Ruditapes philippinarum (Manila clam) is the source of this 1520-nucleotide messenger RNA. RefSeq names its product putative defense protein 3. The coding region runs from base 185 to 784 and encodes 199 amino acids. The transcript has 7 exons. NCBI's taxonomy places the organism in Eukaryota, Metazoa, Mollusca, Bivalvia, Venerida, Veneridae. The record is from RefSeq and is a predicted model, not a curated record. Gene Ontology annotation, molecular function: oxidoreductase activity, acting on metal ions.
CUCGAUUUUGUUCUGAAUAUUGACUGACGUAAUUGUAUACCAUUACAAUUUAACCCUACCCAUCAUACCUGCAACAUCCGCAUAUAUCCAGUCAUUUUCCCACAGGUUUGUUAAGUGAUUAUCACGUUUUUACAUCGCGCAACACUUAGUAUAGAUUGGAAAAAAAGAACACUCGUUUGACAACAUGGCUAUAGCAAUAUCUAUGCUGGGAAUUUGGCUUCUGGCUGCGGUACAACUCGGUUUCUUAGAGGCCUACCCCAAUGGAGCUCCUAGCGGAGCAUGCGAUGCUAUGAUUCCAGUUGGUCACUCACCUUCAGUUGCUCAAACCAACGACUCCAUAUAUGAUAUCAAAUUGUCGUCUGCGACAUACUGUCCGAACAAAGAAGUGACUGUAACAAUAAUGGGAAAGUCUAAUGGAGAGAUGUUUAGGGGAUUCCUUUGUCAGGCAAGGACUGCAGUAGAUACAUACGAAACAUCCGGUAACUUGACGUCAGGAAAUUCCAAUGUGGGAACGAAGAAUGAAUGUUCUGGGAAAGCCUCUCUAACACAUACUGACAGGAACGACAAAACGUCAGCAGUACUGAAAUGGACACCAAAUGAAGGCUUCACGAGCCCAGCAUUCAUUGUAUGUACAAUUGUGAAGGAAAAGGCAACCUUUUGGGUGAAGCAAAACGUUAAACUUACAUACGCAGGGGCAGACAACUGUACGACAAACGGAGCUACCAGGACAGUUUUUGUGUCGUUGAUUCUAAUGGUUGUGUGCUUCGUUCUCACACAUUUCUAAACUGGCAGUAUCUUCAGAUGAUGAAUAUGGUAAAAAAGAAAAAAGAACAAAAAAAAAAACCACCCACGCACACACAUACACAAACACACGCACGCACGCACUCUUAUUAUAACCCUUACCCCUAAACUUACCCUAAUGCGUUCCUUUACCUAAACUUAACCUUAUUUCUAUACAGCAUUUUUUUUAGGCUCCUAAACAUAAUAUAACUCUAAGAGGGAAGACUAAGUUCUAAGGUAGCACUUUUUCUACCUCACAAUGUAGGUUAAACCUCACUUUGCAUUAGUUGACACACUGACCUUGCCAUGUGAGGUUAACAGGAGCACACACACAUACACACACACACACAUGCACGCACGCACGCAUUUCUUUUAAACUCAGUAAUAACGCUGUCAUCAAUAAUUAUAUUUUGCAUUUUAUUUGUGUAUUUGUAAAAAAAAUCAGACAAAGGAAAUUGCAUAUUUUAAUUAUACUAAUAGAUCUACUUCAUUAACCUCAAUUUUCCUGUCCUGCCGAUUUAUUGUGUUGACUUGCCUUGAUUUGAACUGGACUAGUCCAUUGUAUUUUCACGGGGGUUUAAAGAUCCAAAUAAUAUUUUGAAACAGACGACACUUUAAUGAGACUGAGACUUUCAGUUUAAGUCAAAAGGAAAUGAACAAUAAAAAUGCGACAGCGAAUAAAUAACUCUGUUUUAAUGUUAUUUUUAUUGCUAUAUUCACAAAUAAAGCUUUAAAAUACA